CCGGAAGUUGUACAGGACUUUUAUUUGUGUAGAGCGCGACGUGAAACCGGAAGUUCUUUUCUUUAUUUACGCUUGUAAACAUGGCGGACAUGGACGAGCUGUUCGGGAGUGAUGGAGACAGUGAUAACGAACAACGAGAUUCAGGUUCCGGCUCUGGUUCUGGGUCCGACUCGGAGCAGGAGAGGCCACGAUCAGUCAGUAACGCCUCUGGCAGCGGAAGCGACAGGGAUCAGGAGGAUGAUGAUGAUGACUACGAUGAUGGUCGGGAUGGUGGGAAGCCGAGCAACAAAGAGCUGUUCGGAGACGACAGUGAAGAUGAGCGGGGCAGCGACAACCAAUCGAGACACUCGGGGAACGACAACCAGUCAGAUGCCAGCGAGCACUCGGAGGCGGAGCAACACAGUGGCUCAGAGGGACAUCAUGAGGAGGAAGACGACGAUGAUGCUCACAGUCACAGGUCAGAUGCAGGGAGCCCCGCCUCUGGCCCUGGGAGCCCCGCCUCUGGCCCUGGGAGCCCCGCCUCUGGCCCUGGGAGCCCCGCCUCUGGCCCUGUGAGCCCCGCCUCUGGCCCGGGGAGCCACGCCUCUGGCGCGGGGAGCCCUGCCUCUGGCGCGGGGAGCCCUGCCUCUGGCGUGGGGAGCCCCGCCUCAGGCCAGGGGAGCCCCGCCUCUGGCCCAGGGAGCCCCGCCUCUGGAGGUGGAAGCCCCGCCUCUGGAGCAGGAAGUCACCGAUCAGGAAGAGGAAGCGUCACCCCGAUGUCGGACCACUCGGACGGAGAAGGCUCGGUGAGAGAUGCUCACUCAGGAGAUGAGAAGUGGGGGGGCGAGGGGAAGAGGGGCAGCCCACACUCUGACCAAUCAGAGGACGAGGAGAAGCAACGCAACUCAGAUGAAGAGCGAGAUCACUCGGACGAUGAGGGGAGGGAACACAAGUCUGGUUCAGUUAAAGGCAGUGACAGUGAGGAUGACUUUGUGGGAAUGAAGAAGAAGAAGAAGAAGAAGAAAGCAGCUUCUGAUUCUGACUCAGACAGUGAUGUGGGGGGACAGAGAGGUAAGAAGAGUGCGGCAGACGAUCUGUUCGGAGAAGCAGACGACAUUUCGUCAGACAGCGAUAAUGAGAAACCACCCACACCUGGACAGCCUCUGGAUAAUGAGGAGGGUAUGGAAGGAGAUCAGCAGGAGGAGGAGCCGCUUCCUGAGACCAGGAUAGAAGUGGAAAUCCCUAAAGUCAGCACAGAUUUGGGAAGCGACCUUUACUUUGUCAAACUGCCCAACUUCCUGAGUGUGGAGCCGAGGCCGUUUGAUCCUCAGUAUUAUGAGGAUGAGUUUGAGGAUGAGGAGAUGUUGGAUGAAGAAGGCAGGACCAGGCUGAAGCUGAAGGUGGAGAACACUAUCAGGUGGCGCAGUCGCCGUGACGAUGAGGGGAACGAUAUCCGCGAGAGCAACGCGCGUAUCGUGAAAUGGUCCGACGGCAGCAUGUCUCUGCACCUGGGGAAUGAGGUGUUUGAUGUGUAUAAAGCUCCUCUACAAGGAGACCACAAUCACCUGUUCAUCAGACAGGGGACAGGACUUCAGGGCCAAGCUGUGUUUAAAACUAAACUCACCUUCAGACCCCACUCGACAGACAGCGCCACUCACAGGAAGAUGACUCUGUCUCUGGCUGAUCGAUGCUCCAAAACACAGAAGAUCAGAAUUUUGCCGAUGGCUGGGCGAGAUCCAGAGUCCCAGAGGAACGAGAUGAUAAAGAAAGAGGAGGAGAGGUUGCGGGCGUCUAUCCGGCGCGAGUCUCAGCAGAGGAGGAUGAGGGAGAAGCAGCACCAGCGAGGCCUGAGUGCCGGAUACCUGGAGCCUGAUCGCUAUGACGACGAGGAAGAGGGAGAUGAAGCCAUCAGCCUCGCUGCGAUUAAGAGCAAAUACAAAGGAGGAGGCCUGAGAGAGGAGAGAGCAAGGAUCUACUCAUCUGACAGUGAUGAAGGCUCUGAUGAUGAUAAAGCACAGCGCCUUAUGAAGGCCAAGAAACUCGACAGUGAUGAGGAAGGAGAAAACUCUGGGAAGAGAAAGGCUGAGGAUAACGAUGACUCGUCCACCAAGAAAGCUAAGAAAUAUGUCAUCAGUGAUGAAGAGGAGGAGGAAGAUGAGGAAGAUUAGUCAAUCAUUUGUUUUCUUAUUGUUCAUCUCUUUGUUUUUGUUUUUUUAUCGUUGAGGGUUCUGAUGAGGGUUGGAGAGGGGGUGUAUAUUUUAUAGCGCUGCAGUGAGAAAUAAAAAAACUGUUGACCUUGA
Messenger RNA from Tachysurus vachellii, 2279 nucleotides. It is a transcript of the gene leo1, whose product is annotated as LEO1 homolog, Paf1/RNA polymerase II complex component. The transcript has 12 exons. The coding region runs from base 81 to 2147 and encodes 688 amino acids. Lineage: Eukaryota; Metazoa; Chordata; Actinopteri; Siluriformes; Bagridae. Gene Ontology annotation, biological process: transcription elongation by RNA polymerase II; positive regulation of transcription elongation by RNA polymerase II. The record is from RefSeq and is a predicted model, not a curated record. Gene Ontology annotation, molecular function: RNA polymerase II C-terminal domain phosphoserine binding. Gene Ontology annotation, cellular component: Cdc73/Paf1 complex; nucleus.